AUGAAUUUAAUUACAGUAUAUUUAUGUUUUAAUAAAAUAAAUGCCUUAAAAAUAUUUUAUAUUUUUAAUUAUUUUUUAGUCUUCAAUUUAUUAAUCCCACAAUUUUGUAGUCAUCAUUUUAACCUCUUUAAAACACUAAAUUCAAGAGUAGAAGUUCAGUUCAUUCAAAGUCUAAAGAAAAAAGAUAAUAUUGUAUUCAUUCAUAUCUACGUUAUUAGCACUAUAUGUUUCAUCUACAUUUGGAAUAGGAUUAUGAUACACAAAAAAAGAAAGCAUAAAUCUUUGUAUGAUAUGAAUUUGGAUAACUCAGGAAAUAAGAUUGAUUUUUCUAGAUAUGCUUGGAAUAGCAAGUAUUUAGGAAAAUUAGUGGCUAAUAUUGUGGACGAUGUAAUAGAAAAAAGGGUAUAAUAUAGAAAAUCCCUUAAAAAAGGAAUAUUUAAUUUAAAGAAAGUGACACCAUCUAUCGAAACCAUAAAAAAGUAUAUAAUAUAUUCUGCAGACGAAAAAUGCGUGAAACUUUCUGAUUGUCAAAUGAAGGAAAUAGAAAUAAUGGCAUAUUAUUGCUUAUACAAUAUCAAAUUUGUAUCUUUCCCUAAAAAAGUUAAUAUGAGUGUUCUCCAUGAAUAUGAAUAA
Molecule: messenger RNA, 633 nt
Organism: Plasmodium relictum
Lineage: Eukaryota; Apicomplexa; Aconoidasida; Haemosporida; Plasmodiidae
Source: the annotation of a RefSeq genome assembly